Messenger RNA from Acomys russatus (golden spiny mouse), 700 nucleotides. It is a transcript of the gene Fcrl6, whose product is annotated as Fc receptor like 6. NCBI's taxonomy places the organism in Eukaryota, Metazoa, Chordata, Mammalia, Rodentia, Muridae. Bases 1 to 645 code for a protein of 214 amino acids. Gene Ontology annotation, biological process: cell surface receptor signaling pathway. Gene Ontology annotation, molecular function: transmembrane signaling receptor activity. The record is from RefSeq and is a predicted model, not a curated record. The transcript has 4 exons.
AUGCUGUUCUGGAUGGUUCUACUGCUCCCCGUUUCCAUGAUUGAAUCCCAAGAGUUGCUGCAGACUCCUGUGCUGAGCCGUGUUUCCUCUCCAGACUCCGAAGAUCUGAUCCUGAAGUGCAAGGCAGAGGUGCAUCCUGAGAAGCCAGAUUUGCAGCUCUUUUAUUCUUUCUAUAAGAAUAACCGUGCCAUUCUGAACAGGGGUCGUAGCCAGUUAUUACACAUUGCAGAAGCUAAGGAGGAAGACUCAGGGCUUUACCAGUGUAUGGUGGCCACUGAGGAUGGCAGAAUCCAGAGAGAAAGUAACUAUCUGAGCAUCCCAAUACAGAUCUCCCAUUCUAUGUACCUUCCUCCAGUGCCUGUGCUCACUCUGCAACAUGAAGCCACUAACCUUGCUGUAGGAGACAUGGUGACAUUUCUCUGUAAGACCCAGGGGGGCUCCCUUUUAAUCUUGUACUCCUUCUACCUUGAUGGAAAGAUCAUAGGGAAAGCCCUGGCUCUCUUUGACAGAACUGCUUCCUUCCCCAUCUCAGUAAGCCAAGAGUGGAGUGCUAAAAACUAUUCCUGUGAAGCUAAAAACAAAAUCUCCACAGAGAGGAGUGAGACCAAGGAGUUCCCCUUGGUUGGUAAGUCUUGUCCCACAUAAUCUCUGAGCCCCAGUAACUGGCAGAAGCCAGAUCUCCCUCUCUUCUAACUUUCCA